Messenger RNA from Fusarium keratoplasticum, 1536 nucleotides. RefSeq names its product MFS domain-containing protein. Gene Ontology annotation, molecular function: carbohydrate:proton symporter activity. The coding region runs from base 1 to 1536 and encodes 511 amino acids. The record is from RefSeq and is a predicted model, not a curated record. Gene Ontology annotation, biological process: carbohydrate transport; transmembrane transport. Lineage: Eukaryota; Fungi; Ascomycota; Sordariomycetes; Hypocreales; Nectriaceae. Gene Ontology annotation, cellular component: membrane. The transcript is spliced from 4 exons.
AUGACCCAUCAAGAUUUGUACAAUGACACAGGGCUCGAAAAAGUCGAGGUGGCUCACUCUGAGGAUGCUGUCGACAUCCAGGAGCACCAAGUGAGCACCUGGGAAUGCGCUCGCAAGAACCCAAAGGCUAUCCUCUGGGCUCUUUACGCCAACUUGGGUGCCACUCUGGUUGGUUACGAAAACCUCGCUCUUGCCGUUUGUUUGGCCUUGCCGGCUUUCCAAAUCAAGUUCGCUAGCGAGGUCGACGGAAAUCUCAUCAUCCCAGCCUACUGGCAGUCGUUGUGGAACGCCACGUACAACAUCAUGCAACUCUUUGGCUCUCUCGCUGCUGGUUUCGUCCAAGACAAACUCGGUCGACGCGCCGUAUUCCUUCUCAGCGUCAUCAUAGUCUCUUGUGGAAUCGCUUUGGCCUACCUGGCUGAAACACCAGCACAAUUUAUGGGAGCCAAGAUCAUCUCAGGUUUUGCCGUGGGUGCCUUCCAGUCAACUACCCAGACUUAUGUCUCCGAGAUUACUCCUCUGCCUCUGCGUGGCAUUGCAUUGUCUCUCAACAUUCUCAUGAUGAACGUCGGUUUCCUCAUCGCAAUUUCCACAACCUAUGCUCGAGUCGGUAUCAUGAACGAAUCGGCAUUCCGAGUUGUAUUUGCCGCUGCAUGGGUCUUCCCAGGAAUUCUUGCACUCGGUCUCCCAUUUCUCCCCGAAUCGCCUUACUGGCUCGUCAUGAAGAACAAGCGUGAUCUCGCUUUGAAGCACCUGACCAAGCUCUCCGCGGCCGACGAAAAUCUUGACGCCCAUCUCAAGUACAUCGAAGAAACAAUCGAGGCUGAGCGCCUCAUCAGCUGUGAGAAGGCCUCUUUCAUAGAAUGUUUCAAAGGCAUCAACUGGCGUCGAACUCGUAUCAUCUUGAUCUGCAUGUACAUGCCGCAGAUCGUAGGUUCCAGCUUGUCAUCCAAUGCUCCCUACUUCCUCAACCAAACCGGUCUCAGCAGUGGCUUGAUCAUAAAACUCAUGCAGAUCGGAAUCGCUGUUUCAAUUUUGUCAUGUGUCAUCAAUAUCUACAUGAUGACUCUUUUCCGACAUCGACCCCUCAUGUUCUUUGGCAUGUCAAUCUGCGCUAUCAUCUAUUUUAUCAUGGGUGUUGCUGCCUCUUGCCCCCAAUCUGAGAAAACACUCCUGGCCAUUGGCAUAGUCAUGCAGUUUACCUGUCUUGCCUAUGGACCAGCUGUUGGCUCGAGUCUUGCUGUGGCGGGUGAAGUGUCUGCUUCUAGGUUGAGGGCCAAGUCUCAAGGAAUUGCCUUCGGAUUCCAGGCCAUUGCCGGCACUGUCUGGGUGACUGUCUUGCCCUACAUGUUCAACAAGGAUCAAGGCAAUAUGGGUGGUCACAUUGGCUGGGUCUUCUUUGGCAUGACCGUCUUGAUGAUCGUGGCUGUCUACCUUGAUGUCCCAGGUACCAAGGGCAGGACGUUCCAUGAACUUGAUAUCAUGUUCGAGAAGAAAAUCCCUGCUCGUCAUUUUGAGUCUUACAAGACUGACUGA